Molecule: messenger RNA, 8504 nt
Organism: Xyrichtys novacula (pearly razorfish)
Lineage: Eukaryota; Metazoa; Chordata; Actinopteri; Labriformes; Labridae
Source: the annotation of a GenBank genome assembly
UGGAGCAAGAAAUGCUAUACUGCUAUCAUGAGACGGAGGAAGGAUUAUCCACUGAGGACUCUGUCUUAGGAGGCGGGGAUGGAGGAAUAAUGUGGUUUUCUUCUUUCACAUCCAACCUACCUGCUUCAUUCUCCCACCUUUUACCCUCUCUGCCCCCCCUUCCUCUCUCACUUUCUCAGGUCUAAGUUAUAAGAGAGGAGGGGUAGCUGAGUAACCUCCCCCCCUGGAAAUCCACCUGUGCUUCAUCUCUGUUGUAUGAGAGAGACUUACCCAAGUGAGGUUUUACCAGAGUCGACAUGGAGCGACUAGAGAGAAGACUGCCAGUUGUUUCCCUCCUUCUUCUGCAUCUUCUGUGUGUCAGCUGUGUCGCUAAUCAAAAAACAACGGGUAAAUACAAAAAAAGGGUGUGAAUUUCAGAAUACUUGAUGUGAUAAUGUUCUUUAAAUUGAUGCAUGUUUCAGAUAUUUUGAUUUGACCUGCAUUUAUGAAACGUUUGCAUGUUUUUUCUGUUCGGUUCAGUCUCCUGGUGUGUACUGUCUGAUGCUGAAGAGCAGAAGUGUCUGGAUUUGGCCGGGAAUGCAACAGCUAGAAAUAUUCGAGGAACUCUGGAGUGUGUGCGCGGCCUGAACACCAGAGAUUGUAUGGACAGAAUCAAGGUAUGUUAAGAUGUAAGGAUGUGAAUGUGUAGUUUUCAACUUCACAAGGAAGUAAAUCCCAACAUGUCUGGAUUUGCAUCAGCUGCCCACAGUUUGCGUUCUCAGUGUUUACAUGAUUCUAGUUUUAAAGCACAGCAAUAUCAGGAAAAGCUUAAUCCUGUUUAAAUGUAAAUAAGAGUUUUAAUAAGGACAGGGUUUAUAGUAUUUUUUCCUCCUCAGAACGGGACUGCAGAUGCAGCCUCUAUGUUUGCAGACGACAUCUACGCUGCCGGCCUCUGCCACGGCCUGGAGCUGUCUGCAGGAGAGUCCUACAACGCAGCGGGUAAGUCGCAGGUCUAAACCUGGCAGCAAAGUACAAACAAGUGUCAAAAAGCAUUAACGCCGUGGCAGCUUGAGUGACUCAGAGCAACAGGAGUGUGGUGAAUGUGUUUUAGAAAUCCACAAAACGCCAAAUUAAAGAUCAAAUUUGGAAAUUUGUCCUGACAACUCCGGGACUGGAUUGGCAGCUGAAAUAGACAGAUACAUAACCCCUCAUAUUUUAAUAAUUUGAUAAGUGAUGGUCAAAAACAAACAAGAGUUGUGCUCAUUUUAGUUGAUUUCUACCUGAAAGCACAAAAGUUCAUUGGUGCAUGUAAUGUGUGUGUUGAUAUACUAUAGUGUUGGUAUUUUAUAUCAUUUCUACAUCAAAAGGCUCCAUGAUUUCUGGCCACAGAUUCAGGUCUCAUAAAUCCUCUUUACAUUCAAAAUAUGAGCCUAGUCCAAUCAGAGAAAGACUCAAAACCCCCUUUCAGUCAAGAAAUGAGCAGUCUGUUUUUAUGCAAGUGCAGAGAGAGUUGUGUGUCAGAGUUCCCCCAAAGCAAACUGAGCUGCUUUUGAAAGUCACCUCAAUGGGAAUUUUAAAUAGUGUUUACUUAGACUGUUUGUGCAAAAGCAUCAACGUCUUCUUCUCACUUUAGUUUAGGACCAAUCAGAAAGGACAGGUCAUGAAUUAAAGAUAAAUGUUUGGCUGACCGGUGGGGGUGUGUGGCAAAAUCGAUCCUCCUCAUGAAGUCAAGACACUGAUGGUUGUGGUGUUGACUGAUGAGAUUAAGAAGGUGAUGAAGCUGUGGAAGUGGGCGGUGGCAGAGAAGUGGGGUAUCAUGUGUAACAACAGCAUUAAUGAACAGGAGAAGAAAAGCACAUUUAAAUUAGACAGCAGGAUGAAAAAUGAGGGUGUGAAAGAUACGAGCUGGUGAUGAGGACUGGAGGAGAUAUGAAUGAGUCAAUACAACAUUCGCAUACAGACUGUAGUCCUCCUGAAUGAACUUUGGAUGAAGCCUCAUUUUUGUAGUUUUGCAAAAUUGUCUAAUUUCUUGUAUUUUGUUGUUGAUCAAUGAUCUGUCAUCUCUGAGUUGCUUAUAGCUGGUAUAAGCAACUUAAUACCUGUAGUACUGGUGUCACAUCACUGUAGGGGUAGUGUUACUUUACUUAACAACCCUGAAUCCUGCUAGAUUUAUCGUACUAACAUGCUUCAUUGGAGGAAACACACCUUUACUUUGGCUUUUGAUGCUAGUUGAAUGUGACAAUUCAAGCAUUUAUGUUCUCUAUUGGGUUCUCAUAAUGUUAUUUAUUGUGGUUUCAUAUUUUUUAAACUCAUAUUUGCCUCUUAUUGACGUGUUUCUAUGCUUGCACAGCACUUAGAUCAACUGCAGCUUUGAUCUUGUGUGAUUUGCUUAAUGUGCAGUGUUGUUUGUAGUGCGUGCUUUUGUGUCUAAAUGUGCACUAUUGUUUUGUUCAUUAUUAUUUUAUGCUAAUGCUGCUGUGGAACAAGUUUUCCCAAGAGAAUAACAAAGUAUACCGUAUUGUUUUAACUCGUUUUUCAUGUCAUGUUUGUGAUGUGCAAAAAAAGCAAGAACACAGGGUAAGAUCUCAAGUAAAGACAUGACUUCAGAAGUUAACUUUAGCAUGAAAUAUCUUUCUAGCACCUUCCUCACAGCAUUGUCUACUUUAUUUUCCUCUAACCUCUUCCUUCAGACGGUAUCAGCUACUACGUGGUAGCCAUGGCCCGUCGCUCCUCCUCGGACCUGUCCCUGCUGGAGAUGCAUGAACGCAGCUCCUGUCACCCCGGUAUGCGCACCACAGUGGGAUGGACGGUUCCUAUUGGCUACUUGGUUAACACCUCCCAGAUCAGCGUGGGGGAGCAGUGCAACUUCCCUAAAGGUAAGAGGGGGGGCAGGAUCAAUGUGUGAGAGAGAGGGUCAGUGUGUGGGAGCUACCUGAGAGGUUGAGAGGAGAGAGGCAGUGAUGUGGAAUGAGGAGUGAAGGGAUGGAGGAGGAAGAGGAGGAGGAGAGGAGGCUGGAGAACAGUGCCUGUGUUUCUUUAAAGGUGAGAUUUAGAGGCCCCAGGUGUGUGUGUGUGUGUGUGUGUGUGUGUGUGUGUGUGUGUGUGUGUGUGUGUGUGUGUGUGUGUGUUUAAAUAAUUAUCACAUAUAGAAUGGGUUCAGACAGCUCCACUGCCUUAUAUGGAGGUCCCCUGUUUGAUAGGCAGACUUCACUUGAGGAUCCAGGUCCCCUCUUAGCAAUUAAAAAAAUAAUUAAAAGUCACAUUCAAGUAACAUUAUGGUAAAAGACCUUAAAAGAAAAAUUUAUUAUACUUUUGUUUUAUUAAAAUGACCAGAAAUAGAGGUCCACUCUUGGCCAGUCUGGGCUGAUAGUCCACUGUUGGUCAGGUAAGCAUGUUCAUGUGUGUGUGUGUGUUCGUGUGUACUUUGAGAGAGGGAGAAUUAACCAAGAGUAAGAGUAUUUUGAAAGGAUAAAGCUAAUAAUAUUUUUUUUUAUCAUGUAUUCCACUUUCAUAUAAAGCCCAAAAACUGCAGUUCCUCAAGUGACCACUUGAGGCUUGCUCCAAAAGCCCAGGAAUCCCCAUAAGGUCCUAAAUUACAGCACCAAACAAUAAAGCAGAAAUGUGUUUGUUUGCACACACUGCACAGAGGGUGAGAAUUUCUAAACCCAAACCAUUUCAAUGAUUAACAGGCCAAGAGUUCAACAUAAAUACUUAUCAUCAUGGCUCAGCAGGCUGGUGCUGGCCCAACUCAUCCCCCUUUGCCUGCUAAUUGAAACUUGGGUUGAGUCAGCAUAACCGACAUGGUGCCCAUCAUCCUCUGGCUGCAGAAUAUUCCUCCAGAAACCAAUUGUUGCCGUCCCAUAGACCGAGUCCACUCUUUAUCAGUCUGUGCUCAUUAAUCAGCCUUUUGGUUUCACAUUUACUGUGAAAGCUGGAAAUUAAGUUUGCUGUAAUAUAGAGGACAGAGCCCACUUCUAAAGCGAAAAAAUGGAUUAGAAGAGCAAAUUAUGCAGUAAUUAUUUUUUGAUCAUUUGGAUGAUAGAAAAGAGUGGGAAAGAAUAGCUUUUAUGUUUUUUCAAAGCCAAAGUGCUGGUAUUAAAUUUCAUUUCUUUGUUCAACUAACUUCCCCACAGAUUUAAAUGUUUUAGCUUAAGGGUUACCACAGAGUUAUGCUUUUUUCUGACACUUUCUCUGAUAGACUGGACUUGCUGGACUGGAGCUGUGCAGGUCCAAAUUUUAUGGUUAAAAUUCAACUUUAUUCUUUUUCCUUUUUUUCUCCACCUUUUUACUAGCCGUGGGGAACUUCUUUGGUUACAGCUGUGUACCAGGUGUGAAGGACCCCCAACAUGACCCCAGAGGCAACAACCCCAAAAACCUUUGUGAGGCGUGCAUAGGAGACGAGAAUGACAGACACAUCUGCGUCAACAACCCCAGAGAGAGGCAUUAUGGGGAGGCAGGGGCGCUGAGGUAAGCUGCUGAGCUUAAUAACGGAAAUGAAACACGAUGGACGAAAUGAGGAGGAUGAAUAACGACUUCUGCUUCUGAGUCGCAUCUCUGACAAACAUCUCAUUAACUGUGACAGUGCCCUCCAAUAGAGUUAACUAGCUUGUAUUUUUAUGGUCUUGCAUGACUAGAAAGUCCUCUUAGUAAAAAUUUUGCAUGAGUGAGUAAUAUUAUAGUACAUUUGUUGAAUCAGAGACACAAUUGAAAAAGCAGAGAUAGAGGAAUAGGCCGUCAUUAGUGAAAUAAAUGAAGCUCAAUGUGAAAAUUUUUGCAGAUUUCAACUGAAUUAUGUCCCUAAUUUAAAGUGCUUUAGGAUAUUUAUUCUGAACUUCAUCCAAGAGUCUCAACUGAGGACUAGGUUACAGCGUAUCGGACAGAUAAAUCCUUGUCCAACUCCGGUAAUUCUUACCAAUGAGCAUAAAAGUAAAGUUUACAAAAUGUUUGGGCCAAGCACCUUUUUCUGGAACAUAAAAUGAAUUCAAAAUCGAAGAGAACACGGUCAAUACAGCACUCUCCUUAAAAUAGCCAUCGCUGAAAUAAAGAAGAAAACAUCAAUACGAGAAGUGCUUCAAAACUUUUUAACGGAGGUGCGUUUGACUGUGUGUGAAGUUAAUGGCUUUUGCUGUGGAAGUAUUCGCAGUAGGUUUAUUUGAGGUGCGAGUAAAAGAGCUACAACAGCUGUUUUCAACCUUAAAGGGCAAACAGAGAAAGUUUACUGACAGUCUCCAGGGUCCAUUUUAGUCGUGUGUUGAUUUGUUUUAACUUUUUUCAUCUGUGCCAUUGUUUUUUCUUUCAGGUGUGUGGCAGAGAACCUGGGCGACGUGGCUUUCGUCAAACACACGACUCUGUUUGACAAUAUGGACGGUUAGUGUUGUAGUGAGUUUUGGAGAACGGGGAUAUAAUGAUGUCAUUGUUUUCAUAAGUUUCAAAGAGGUAACUCGGGGUCAACAGAGAGUGCUUGGCCCUGUCUCGACACAGGAUGUCAGUGUUUCACAAUUUUUAAGAGAAGUCAACACCGCAAAGAACAGAUGACGUUUUCUGGUAUAUUAAUGAUUUCUUCUACUAUUUAGUGUAUAAAAAGUUACAGAUAGAUAAUGAGGUGAAAAGAGAACUAAAAGGAGAAGGUCAAAAAAACAAACACUAUGAAGACAGGCAGAGGAAGACAGUGUUUUUGAUGUUUCUGUCCAGUAAAGAAAUGCCCUAAUUCUCCGUUUGCUGCAUCUGCUCUCUGCUUUGGGCUACAUCCUAAAUUAAUGGUGAUCAUUAUCACAGUCACGCUACACAGACUCUGCUGGUUCAGCCGAGCAGGAACAGUCUGACGCCAGCUCCACAAACGCUGUUGCUGCUUAACGAAGCAUGCUUUGUCAUAUGGUUCAGAAAUGUCCAGAGUCAGACCAAUUAACCGAGGUCAGGGAAACACAGAAGGGCCGUGCUGUCGUCUGGGGAGGAGGAAGAAGCUUCAAGGUGGCCUUUAUUCUCUCUCUCUCUCUAUGUGUUUGGCUAUAUGGUGUGAUGUUUGCCUCUGACAUCCUGUAGUUGGAAAACAAAUCUCUUUAAAUUACAAUAAGUGAUACAGAAAAUAUAGAGUUGGCGUUCAGAUUCAACUCUACACCAGAGGCAAAUAUGAAAACAAGUCACAUGACAUACAUCCUCUUUUACCCAGACAUGUCCUCUAUUUGUCCAGCUUUGUCCGGGGAUGUUUACAAAAUCUUUCUAAUGCUUCCUUCUAAAAGUUUUGUACGAGAGUUUCGAUUUUGUGUCGUGUGGACUUACUGAGUCAGAAGCGUGUAAAAGAUCUGACCUGAAAAACUCUCAAAAUUAACUUUGUGCAACUCCGUCCCCACGUAGUUGUGUCCUCUUUUAGGGGAUUCAGAAUAUGCUAACCCUACUAAAGGUUUGCAAAGCCCAGCCUCCCUGAGACACUAGCCCCAUUUAUAUGGGUAGUUUCAGAUCAGAUUGGCUAAGGUGUUUAUAUGAGACAUUUUGAAUCUGACUGACCUUUCAAUCUGAUUGUAAAUAGGAUUUUUGGACCCAUGUAAACGGGGCCACUGAGUCUAUACUUGUAAAAAAAAAAACAGCUAGCUUUAGCAAUGAGUCUUACUUGAGGGAGGGUUCAUAUUUCUUACCAACAACCGUGGAUAUAAUCAGCUGUACCGCCUUAGCUAGCAGGGGAGAGCUAGUUUGACUGCUGCAAGUCGGCAAGUUAAGUGCUAAAUCAAUAAACGCUGUGCACGCUACGAUAGGGUUGCCAGCCAACCCGAUUGCCUUCACCCUUCCCAGCAUGGUGAAUUUUUAAGCCCUUUUUUGUGUGUAUGAUUUAAGUAGAAGCGACCCUUUUCAGCUCAAUACAGGAUGCGUACUUUUAUUUCUAAAUAUGGGAUGUUUCUGUUUCACUCUCUUGCGACCUUGUUUCCUUGUGCACUUUGAAGAUAAGGUUGCUAGCAUUUGCUGUUUGCCUGCGAUCAAAUUAAAUAUCUGCAUAUUCUUAUGUUUUUGUGCUCUUGUUGUUUGAAAGGCCAGACAAAGCUCCAGCCUCCAAAGUCAUGUCAUGAUCAAUGUGUCACUAAUCUCUACAGUGAUACUUUUUGAUCGUACAUCUCUGUUCUGAAUAGUUGUGACAAAAAUCGGACACGCCGAUACUUCUGCCCUGUUUAGGUAAGAACCAGGAGUCCUGGGCCCUGGAUCUGGAGCUGGAAGACCUGAAACUGCUGUGUCCUGAUGGCACAGACGCCAAUCUAGACGAGUAUGAACGAUGCCACCUGGCAGCCGUCCCUGCUAACGCCGUGGUGGUCCGUGUGGAGGACAAGUGCCGCGUCUGGAAGUUCCUGGAGCGUUUACAAGUGGGUGUGGACAGAAGAAACAUCAGCUGUGCGUGUCUGUGUGUGUGUUUGUGUGUGUUAUUCUCUGACUGAGUGUUUUGUGUGUCUUGUAUCUCUGUGGAGUCUGCGUUAUCGAUCAGCGCGUCUCAGAACGCAGGUUUCUGCUAAACUGCCAUCCCUCUUCCUUACAGCGCGUGUUUGAGUGUGUGUGGGAGACGCCAGGAUGACUGAUACCUCCUGUGCUGAUCCCUUGGCCACACACACAUAAACACGCACAAACUAGAAUAAGAAGAAGAAACACACACUACAGCGCACAUCCACGCAAGCCCUCACGCAUUAAGUCCUGUCACACUUUCUCUCUCCUGCAGAAUGUGUUUGGCAACGCUAGCGAGGGCUUCAGCCUGUUCAGCUCAGCUGCCUAUGGCGAAUCCGAUCUGCUCUUUAGCGAUGCCACCCACCACCUGCAGAGGGUUCUGGGUAGCUACACCUCUUGGCUGGGCCCCACUUAUACCACCGUGCUGCAAGCCUUCGAGUGUGAGGGUAAGAGGGGAGGGUGUGCGUUCGCUUGUGUGAAAGUGUGUUGAUGAAGAGCAGGUGGAUAAGUGGCUGGAGGAGUGUCUUUCUCCUCCUUUUGUGAGUGUGUGUGUGUCUUUAUGUGUGUGUCCACUGCAGCUGUUCUCAUUACUGCGCUUUUCCCUCCAACAGGCUUCUGCUGAUGGAACAGGAGGAAGACAUCCAGCGCCUCAACUUCCACCCAAUCCCUCCGUCUUCGUCUACCCGUUCUGCCUUCCCCUCCCCACCAUCUGUGCCCCUCUGUAGCUCCAUCUCACCAUCUUUUUUUCUUUUUGUUUGCCUCGCUUUGCUUUUUGCGUUUAUUUUUCCCCCUGCAUUUUACCCCCUACUACCUAUUUUCUCAACCUCCUAAGAUUUGGUUCUUCUUUUAUAGUGUAGUAAAAAGUCCCACUCCGAUAAAGUGUUCUCAGUGGUCUUUAAAUUAUGAUUAUGAAGUUUUUACCAAAAAUCGUGUUAUCUCAUUUUCAAGGACUUUCCUUCUGCAGAGCUCCAGUAGAUCAUUAGCAAUUCGCCUCUGAGUCGUGGGCGGAGACAGCGCUGCUCUACACACUUCUCCUCGCGUUAGCUUAGCCUAACAUUGCUGAUGUAGUAGAAGUGGCAAGUAACAUAGUAGCUAUUCAGCUCUCGGAC